UACAACGUUAUUUGGGGGGGUGGGGUGGGGUGGGGUGGUGUUUCAGUUUUUAUUCAAAGUAGCGAUGACCAAAUUUGUCAGCCCAAUUAUAAAAAAUAAAAAAUAAAAGAUAAAAAGAAACCACCUUAUUUGGGCUCAUCCCGGAUUUAUGCUUGCGUAACAUGUAUUUUUUCUCAAACCAUAGUACAGAAAAAUUUAGCACAAGAAAAAAAAAGAAGAAGGCGGCAAUAUAUGUUACAUUCUAGGAAGCUUCCUCUAAAAAUCCCCUUGCAUAGCAGAAUUCAUAUUUAGAACCAUACCCUAUCUCACUUGCCAUCUACCAGCAAGAAAACCAAAGGGAAAAAAAAUGUAUCACAUUUCUUUCUUUUUAAACUGCUGCUGCUUGUUUUUCCUUGUAAUUCCUCAUUCAAAAUUCUCCACCAUUGCUGCAACAGCUGUUGAUAUAAUCGACCAAACCUGCAAAAAAUGCACAGAUGAAUUUGACGUCAUUAGCUACAAGGUUUGCGCAACCUCUCUCCAAGCCGUGCCUGUCAGCCAUGUGACUAAUCUUCAAGGACUAGCAUUGAUAGCAAUGGAGCUAGCACUACAAAAUGCAACCAACACACUGUCCACCAUAGAGAAGUUCUCGAGUAACAAAAGUUUCGAUCCUUUUGCUCUGGUUUGCUUGAAGGACUGCUUGCAGCUAUAUUCGGAUGCGAUCACAACACUGAGGGAUGCUGUUGGAGCAUUUCUGAGGGAGGAUUACGACACGGCAAAUAUCUGGGUGAGUGCAGUUAUGGAAGCACCAACUACAUGUGAAGAAGGGUUUAAGGAGAAGGAAGGUGAAGUGUCUCCAUUGAAAAAUGAGAAUUACAAUCUUUUUCAAUUAUGUGAUAUUGCACUAUGCAUAAGCCACAUGCUUAAGUACUUAGGGUCUACAUUCUUGACAGGAUGCUCUGCAACUUAAUUAGUCUUUGUGUUGAUUAUCAAUGUUCCUUGUUGAAUAAGAGCUGCUGCUCUGCAAUUAUUUGAAUUUUCUUUGCGUA
Prunus persica (peach) is the source of this 1025-nucleotide messenger RNA. RefSeq names its product putative invertase inhibitor. Bases 347 to 946 code for a protein of 199 amino acids. The transcript has a single exon. Gene Ontology annotation, molecular function: enzyme inhibitor activity. Lineage: Eukaryota; Viridiplantae; Streptophyta; Magnoliopsida; Rosales; Rosaceae. The record is from RefSeq and is a predicted model, not a curated record.